Lutzomyia longipalpis is the source of this 8775-nucleotide messenger RNA. RefSeq lists its product as uncharacterized. The record is from RefSeq and is a predicted model, not a curated record. The coding region runs from base 561 to 4499 and encodes 1312 amino acids. The transcript has 14 exons. Gene Ontology annotation, molecular function: G protein-coupled receptor activity. Lineage: Eukaryota; Metazoa; Arthropoda; Insecta; Diptera; Psychodidae. Gene Ontology annotation, cellular component: membrane. Gene Ontology annotation, biological process: G protein-coupled receptor signaling pathway.
CUUUUUGGCGCGUUCAACUCCACUUUCCAGCGGUGGACGAUUCUUCCAGUGCAGUGCCAAAUGCUCGGCAGUCUUUCGUGGAAUUCAGACCGGUGAGGUUGUACCCUCUGCUAUUCCAACUGCCUCACCGUAUGUGGAUUUAAAUGCGUGCGAGUGCUAUUUAGUGUUUGUGAUCCCUUCUGCUUUCCCCAACUUUUCAUAAAAAAAGUAUAUAGCACGUGGAAGCUGUGUGUUAGGAACCCUCGGCGCGUCGCCAGGAGCUAAGAGGUGAGCGCGGGUGAAAUGAUUGCUGGUGUGCGGCAACUCCCACGUGGGUGGCAAGAAGAGGGUGGCACACUGACGAACAUUAGGAACGAUGUAUGGGAAAAGUUGUGUUCAGUAGUGACCUACAAAAUCCUAUGGUGAAUAAUGUGCUUUUAUGUCAAGAAAGUGCGAAUAAAAAGUAAAUUCGUGUAGCGACUGAAGAAAACUAAGGGAGACAAGAAAAUUUUUUCCCGCGAUAUGUGUUCACGCGGGCAGAGGGUGUGACGUGGUUUGUUGUUCCGUGUGUGGGGCAAAUCAUGCUGAGGAAUCACCAUCUGUGGUGGUUCCUGCACUCUCUUGCCAUCCUCACGCUCGCUCUGGCGUCUGACCAAUUGGGACAUCAUGGGCGCUCCCGUGCUAGGCAUUCAACCCUCAAAUCCACCCACAACCGACGUUCCGUGAUGCUGCGGAAGCUACCACCGCAGCAGAAUGUGAGUGCCGAGCUGGAGGCUACGGCUGGGCAGCAGUAUCCCGAAGUCCUAAGUGGGGAGAGUGGACAAUGGAGUGCCCAAGUAAUGAAUGAUACGGACAUCUUCAUCCAGCACAAGCAUCAUCAGAACAAUGGCGAAGAGCUUCGGCGGAGGCAUCACAAGUCCGACAACAAGCAUCAGGCGAAAUUGCUGAAAUUCUCCCACAAAAAUCUCCCCAAUUCCCCCGUUUUUACUGUGUCAAAGAAUCAUCGGUCCAACCACCAUCUCCCCGGGAAGCUGUUGGAAUCUGGAUUUUGGAAGAGCAAUCACACCACCCAUGGGGGUGGCUCUAAGCGCAAACGUGAGCACGGGGAUGUGCCACGCAAUCAAACCCACCACCACCGGCGAACAAUCAGCAAUUUGGCCCUCGAAGCAUCCUCCAGCUAUGCCAUGUUCUAUCAAUCAGACACAUCUUCCUGGGACAAUGACGGCGAACGACUCCGGGCUGAGGCACGGAAUGAUGCUUCGAGUGGUGCAAUUUUGCCCCUCAACACAACCACCAUCAUGCCUGAGACAACACCCUCCACGGAGUCAACCCCAUCUACGUCGAUAAGUGGCGAUAAAAGGCGGGCGGAGGGUGCAAAUAGGACCUCGAGUGCACAGCGUAACAAUCGACUUGUCAACUCAUCAUCAGCAGAUUUUAGACAAUACGACGAGCUCGCCGGGGAAGCGGAUGCACCCAGUAUGUUCAGCCCCAGUGGCCUCUAUUCCGACGACGACCCCCCUGAUGAGGUGGUGGAGGAUGAGCACACCGUUGUGGAUAUCGCGGACCCAAAGGAUGAGUCCAGCGUCCUCGAUUGGGGCCAUGAGCUCGACGAUGAGCAGAUGCAAUUUGACGAGACGAGCCGCAACAAUAGGCUAAACCUCAUGAAGGGACGCGAUGUGGUUACGCGUUUCCUGCAAAUUGUUGAGAGUCAACACCUUCUCGGUGCCAAUUGCACUGCAGGCACAGCACUGAAUCUCGGUGAGGGGGUUGUGGACCGCUACGCCCAGGAUAGAUUCCGGAUUGAGGCGGAAGUUGCCGUCAAUAGAGCAAACAUGCUGACCAGAAUUUUCAAAUUAACCUCCCCCGCCGUUCAGGAGUCUGAGCACCUGCUACACGCAUCUGUGCUCUCAAUGGUGGAGUUCGACGAUGAUAUCUUUGCGGCGGGAAAUUGCUUCGAUUGGAAUCAGCAUCCGGCCAAGAAGGGACUUUUCUGCCCCUUUGCAUACCGCCUUCCACCCCCAGAUCAGGGUGCCUCCCUGGCGAAGGAUCUAGCAGCUGAAUAUCACUACCUCGGCAAUACGUCCGAAUGGUUCUUUCUUGCGCGCAAGAAUGCUGAGAAGGUCAUCGCACGCAAUGAGCAGUACAUUAAAUCUUACCAUCUCUACUCAAACAGCACGGAUCGCGUGGCAGACGAAAUUCUGUCGGUGAAGUAUGAGGAUGGCCGCUGGUCUAAACCAUACUACGACUGUGGGGGUGGAAACAUUUGGAUGCUGACGUACACUGUGCCAUUUUUUGGCUACGAAAAUGGAACGUACUUUUUCAAGGGCACAUCGGGAAUUGAUAUUGAUUUGCGACGAGUUGACAUCGACCAGUGCCCACAGAGGAUAUCCAGUUCCGGUGUUUCACUACCCCUCAACAUCUUUGCUGGCACGGACAAAUGCAAACCUCGGACAACGGAGUGCGAGGCGAUUUCUGGCUUAGGAUUCCGUCGUGGAUCAUACAAAUGUGUCUGCCGGCGAGGCUUUUAUUUCCCAGACACCACUUCAUCCCAAAAAUAUUUCAAUGGCAGCACUCUCGAGGAGGAAUAUGAAAAAUUGAUGCUGGGAGAGGUCUCCAUGUACAAAAAUCGCGUGGCAUUUGAGUGCCUGGCAUGUGCUGAAGGCUGUGAUUCCUGCAAGGAUUCCUCACCGUGUGUGGCUGCACUUAAUUGGCCCAUGAGAACGAGUAUCCUGGUAAUGGCUUGCGCAAUCAUCGGAUUCCUGCCUCCGGCUGCCUUUUUCACAUUCAAGUACCAGCAAGUUAAGGUUGUUCGAGCUGCUAGUCCGGCUCUAUUGAGAGUAAUAGCGUUGGGAGCAUUCUUCAUCUAUUGCACGACCAUCGUCCUCUACCCACCACCAUCAAUCUACACAUGCACAGCGCGAGUUUGGCUCCGUGAGAUUGGAUUCUCCCUGACGUAUGGUGCUUUAAUGCUCAAGACGUGGCGAAUAUCUGUGAUUUUUCGCGUGAGGUCAGCAAAAGCAGUUAAAAUCACAGAUGCAUCCCUCCUGAAGCGUCUUGGGAUUCUUUGUUGUGCCGUGGGAGCUUUCCUCCUCAUCCGGACGAUUGUGGCACCACCAAAGGUAGUUGUGGGACGCACCACUGAUGACUUGAAAGCCUUCCUCUGCAAGACAGACUGGUGGGAUCAUACAUUCACAUCAAUGGAGGUCCUCUUUCUCGCCUGGGGUGUUCGACUGUGUAUCAUGGUGAGGAAGGCCCCGUCGGAAUUUAAUGAAAGCCGAUUCAUUUCGAUGGCAAUUUACAACGAAUUCCUCCUCACAUGCUUUCUCAAUGUUUCCAUGUUGUUCCUACAAUCACCAGCUAAUCCUGAUUUACUCUUCAUAAUAUUUUUCUGUCACACUCAGCUUACCGUCACGCUACUGUUGGCACUAAUAUUUGGCAGUAAGGUGUAUCUCGUGUUCCGUGGCGGUGGCAAGCCCGAGGAUUCAAUUGGGCUGGGAGCAAAGCCGUCAGGUGCGAAAUUUAUUUGUCGCUCCCAAGGGAGGACCCUCGCCAACGCCAGCACAGCAACGUCAUCAACGGCCCAGCUAGCAUUCCACGGUGCAGCGCAUGAAGGUCGAUUGACGGAGCAGGAGGCAAUAGAGGAGAUCAAGCACCUCUGUAGUGAGCUUCAGCGUGUCCAGGAGCGAGCACCACCGCGGGGGGUGGCUGUAGCGACAAUAGCCACCCUCCUGGAGUCACUGAGGUGCACCCACCCACCCACACUGCGUCCACCUGGCCAUGCGCCAAAAACCCCUGAUGCCACGCACGUGGACAAGGCCACCAAUACGCUGAGCACGGAGGAGAGUCAUUGGUACCACGAGAGCAAUGGCGGGGCGAGGAUUGUCAUAACGGACGAUGAGAACCGCGAGACGCUGAAGAAGCUGCGGAAAUGCCUGGAAAAGUGCCACACUCUCGCAUCUGGUCCACCCAAUCCCAAACCCCCCAAGAGGCCGAAUAUAAAUGGCAUGGAGAGUCUCAGCAUCGACGUGGACACAAAGAGCUGUGAUCUGGACUUUGCAGAGCUGCAUCUGGAGUGCAUGUGCAGCUCUGAUAGUGUCACAGAAUCACCCACACUGCGGCAGGGUGCUCCAGACAGGCAGGGGGUAGCCGAUGUGGUGGAUUCGGAGCACGUUCCCGUGGCAGAUGAUGCACAAAAUUGUGGCUGUGAGAGGAGCGUGGAAGCUUGCUGCAAGUGUCGCGAAGGCGUGAGUAAUUGUUCCGGGAGCUCGACAAACAGCGCCAAACACCGCCGUAGCGCAUCCGAGGGUGGCGAUGGGGAGUCCGUGUGUCGCACCGAAGAAGCCAACGAGGUUCGUGGGGACAACAGUGAUGAGGACAUGACGGAAACGCAACACAAUGAGGACGAUGUGGCGUCCUCGGACUCCGAAAGGGGUGGCAAACGCGCCAAAUCCAACGAUUCCUCAAAGCUCAUUCUCGAUCUCAACGACAGGUCCAAGUUUACAAAGGAAGUUUCAGUGUGAGGCAAAUUUAAAUGUGGAAGCUGUGUGGACAUACCACCCCACAUGGGCAUUCUCUUGGGCACGAGCCAGGCAAUCACCGAGGAAAUGUUAAGCAAAUCGCCUCUUGGGAGACCAUUGACGACGUACAGUGUGUGCACAACAGUACCUGACACGGAUAUUACAACAUUUUCUUAGGCUAUACUUAAAGCUCAAGUGACCGAUAGUUAAAAUAAUUUUCAACUUUUUGGUAAGUUUCUUCAAUUUCUAUCCUUUCUUUUAAAUUAUUUUCAAAAACAUUUUAGAUAUAUCUUUUUUAAGGAUUAAUAAUUUGUCGUAAAAGUUUUGAAAAAAAAUCGAGAUUUUCCUGAAACUUUUAAAAGCUUUUUCAAACUAAAAUUGAGAUAUUUAUGAUUCAACAAAGUCUUUCAACGGAAAGAUCUUUUGCAAAAUAUUUAAUGAAAAUUCUCUGAAAUUAUAAAACUUCAUUUGAAUAAGUUGAAAAGUAUGAUAAAAGCUCUUCAAAGUGAAUUUUCUGAAGUAAUCUCAAAUGACAAAAGAAUAGAAAAACAACGAAAAGCAGUAAAACUUUCAUGUUUAACUUUUGAAAAUCAUUUUCAAUGGACUUUUCAUGAGAAUCUUCCGCUUCUUGUGAGCUUUUAAUCGUGCUUUUUAAUGAAUAUUUCAAAGAGAACUUUCAAAAAUAGAAGUUUCUUCAAAAUUUUGUGUAAAAAGUCCUUUUUAAAUCACAAAACAUUUCACUUAAUUAUUGAGAACUUAUUCAGCAAUAUGAGAAAUCAACGAUAUUUAGUAUUGGUUAAAGGAAGUUUUAACAACAAUUUCCCGCAAUUUUCCACAAAGAAGAAUUAUUUUAUUACCCUCUAAUUUUCCCUUUAUUUUAACAAAGGAGUUUAUGUAUUUUCCUUUGAGCUAUUUCUCUUAUUCAGGGAAGUAAUCGUCUUAACCUUUUUACGUUCAUUGGGUCAUAUGCUGAUGGAGUUAGAAAGAAAACAUCAAUGGCGCAUUUUUGGGCAAAUAUUUUUCAAUUUUUCCAAGCUAAUAUCCUUUUUUAUUUGUUUGGUUAUGUCUUAUUUUCUUUCCACCAAGUCAUGACUCAUAGCUGAUAGAAUAAACUCCUUCAAAAGAAAAAAAGAAAACGUUAAAAUAAACAGAAUAAUAAAAUGAAAAUUAUUUAAACAAAUAUCUUCACUCUAAGAAUCUCAAAAAUCAAUUUUUUGAUUUUUUUUUUGAAUUAGUUAAAAUUAAAUAAAUUUCUUUAAAGAUGAAGCAGUGUCCUUAUUCCUCGGGCAGGCACUGUGGUAAAAUGUUUACAUUAGAAACGAGUGUUUUGUUGGCACCAUCAGCAUUAUAAUGCGGAGUGCAUAUCAAUAAAAUUUAAGCAUAGGAAAGCAUGCAAAUGACGCAAAUUUCAAAUGGUUUGAAUGGCUCUCGGGAAGUAGGAGGUCGUGUCACAUUCUCUGAGAGUGUAACCAUCAUUAGGAAUGAUGUAAUAAUAGGUUCGGACCUCGUGCUGGGCUUGCACACACUGCGGUAAUUGCCCGGAAUUGCAAUGCUAAAGUUGGAGAGUUUCAAAAUGGCAAUCAGGACUGUUCCGAAAUUGUCGAAAACAGAAAUUUUUCGGUUUCUUCGCAUUAAAAUUUAAAUAAAAAAAAAACAAACUCACAACAAAAUCCAUACUGGAUCCAGGAAGGGGGAUGAGAUUUUACUGGGGGGUGGAGCUAAAGUAUCCCAAAAUACGUGCACCAAGUUUCGGUACGAGAUUCAUUCUCAAUCAGAAUGAUGAUUGAAUAACUUUGCAGAAAGUUAAAUUUAUUGGUUUUGAUGGCAGACUUUGUACAUCUCUCCAAUGGAAAUUGUUAAGAAAACUUUCCAUCCGCAAGAUGAAAAUUAAAAUUGAUUCUUUGGGAUAUUUUGGCUUUUCCCGAAAAUCUUUACAAAAGUUUCGCUUUAAAAUUUCUUAAAAUUUUCCAAUAAAAAAUUCCGAUCAUUAAAACUUUAAAAUGAAAUAAAAUGAAACAAGGAAAGAGGAUGAGAUUCGAUUUAUUCAGAAAUAAUUCCUGUGAUUGUAUUUUCCACGAUAAAAAUGGAAAUAUACACAAAAAAUAGUAAAAAAUGGUUUUUCCUAGAUGUAAAUAUUAUUAAUAAAAAUAAAUAAAUAAAAUUCUUUAUAGAUUUAAUAGUAUAGAAAAUUGAUAAAUAAAUUUUGUAAAUAGUAGAAAGAAAAAUUAAUUGAGGCCAUAGAUAAGGAUUUAAUGAUUUAAGAUUAAAGAAAGAGGUUAGUUUCUAAGGGUAAAACAAUAACAAAUAAAAUUGUAAAUAUUUCUUUUUCCAAAUGAAUGAAAACAACGGUGGGGGUGGUGAUUAAAGUUCAUUGAAUUGCCUUGUCCUUUUUUGCCUCUUGACUACGAGCCCCAUCUAAAUGGCAAAACAAGUCAGUGAAAUAUACUUUGUCACCCCUUCGCAGAGCGCAUAAAUUUUCGGGGGUAAUUAGGUGAAGAAUGUAAAUUUAUUGGCCCAAAGGCCAUAUGUGGGGAUUUUCUCAUAGGAGUUAAGAAAGAAAAAAAAUUGUACCAAUUAAGGGAAACACACAACACACACACAAAGUAUUAAGGAUUCGAAGAAAACGAAAUCAAAUAAAAUAGCUCUUUAUUGAGUAGUUCCAAGUUAUUGUUAAUAUUUAGCAAAGAGAGCGAGGAGAAAGGAAAGGAGGAAGGUUAUGUUGUACAAUAAAGAGAAAAAAAAGCUUAACAUAUCUGAUGGGUGUUAUGACGGCGAGAUUGCGAAGGCAUUGGAGACAUUGAAAUAGAAAUGGAACAGCCAUUUGGGAGUCAAAAGAAAUCGGACUAUGUAGGCAAGAAAAGGAGGAAGUCCUUUAGAAAAAUUUUUUGUAGUAAAAUUGUAAAUUGUUGAAUAUUCUUAUAGAAAACUUAAAAAUUCACAAUUAAAAGUACUUCAGCAGAAAUACAUGAAAAAACACUGAUUGUAUUUUAUCAAUAACUUUCGCUUAUUUACUUCAGUCAAAAUGUAAUUUUAACAGAUUCAUUCGAUGAAAGCUACUUUAACAGGGUACGAUCUGUGAAAGUUUUUUUUUGCUGAUUUAAUUGGUGAAAGCAAUUGGGUAGUUUGAAACGUGAAAAUUCGCGAAUGAAGGUUAUUUGAACUAUUUUAUUUUCUUUUCUGACGUUAAAGAUUUAUUUCUCAAAGCUUCCGGUGUUCGUUAGGGGAAAUGGCAGCAAUUUAAGCCAGAGCUUUCAUCCCGGGAAUUUUCUCUGAUAAACACCGGAAGCUUUAAGAAACAGUUUGACUGAUUGAAUUAGUGAAAGAAAUAGAAUCAGUUAAACUAAUAAAGUACUUCUGUUUGAUAAAUUUCACUGAAGUAAGUACUUCUGUCAAAUAACAUAAAAAAAUCAGUUUAAAACUUCAAACAGCGAAAGCAUUAGGGACAUAAUAUUUCACUAAUUGAAUAUAUGAAAAAUAAUUCAAACUGAUUGAAUUGAUAGAUAUUAUUUGACAAACUAAAUGCGCAAAAGUUGGGAUCAUCAAUUGUACAGAUUAAAUAUGCGAAAGCUUGUUGACACUUUCAAUGAUUUAAUUUACGAAAACUUGUCAAUAUUUUCACUGAUUGAAAUUAAUACAUUUUCACAGUUUCAAUUUGUGAAAUUGUCAAUCAUUUUUUAGGUAUUUAAUCUAUGUGAUUUUUGCAGUUUUCAUAGAAUUUAAUCAAUCAAUUAAAUCUCUCAAAAUUACAUUUUAACUAAAGUAUUUAAAUGAAAGUUAUUUAACAGAAUAUAAUCUACGUUCCUUUUUUUCUUAAAAUUUAACUGAAGUAUUUUUAGGAGUGAUGUAAAGUUUUUCUUUUGUUAAAUAAAAUUCUCUAAAGAAAAGCUCACAAAAGCUCCCUACUAGUCCGAUUUCUUCUGGGUCACAUCUGUGCAUUUCCUUUUUUUGCUUUCUAUUUUCUUAUCGAUUAUGGGUUAUUGGAAGCAUUUAUUGUGGAACAGGAUAAUACACAACACUCAUUGAAAAAAAAAGAAAAGGAAAAUGGAAACUUUCGCGUUAAAGAUGGAAAAUGUUUGUGCAAAGGAAAAACUAUUGUGAAAUUUACGAUAAUUGCUACAAAAGUAGAAUUGUAAUAGUUUUUCGUGAAGGACGAAAAGAAACUUUCAGCGAUUGAGUGUAAAACGAUACAAAAGUCAUUUGAUUUUAUGUGUAAACGAAAAGUUUUACUGUGGGGGGUAGUGGGAGGUGAUUGAAUAAAAAGAAAAUGAAAUAUGCUGAA